UAUUGGCUGACGCUGGAAAGUGACGACCGGUUCUUUUGUGAACGACCAAUGAACCGCAGGAGAGCGCCUCGUCGCAUCUCUCACUCUCAGAGGAGGGAUGCACCAGCAGGAGGAGGAUGGAGACAGAGGAAUGAAGAGCAAUGGCGAGGCCAAGGCAAAGCACAGGUGAGAGAGGUGGAGGAGGGUGAGAGACAGCAGGGGAAAGAAACCGUGCCCAGGGGGGCCUGCCAGACCAUGUGCCCUGCUCGUGAGUUGCAGAACCGUGAAGCGCAAAACCGCCUUCACCGUUUUGAAAUGUUAGCAGGCACAGAAAGAGGUCGACGGCACAGGGCGGACCCCUUGCGUGCUGUCAAAGAGUAUUCCAGACCAGCAGCUGGGAAAGACUCAACGAACCCCACUGACCUCCGUCCACCCGCUGUGCUGCUGAAAACUGUGUGUUACCUUAUUGAUGACAUCGCUGCCUCCCCCCACCUGCAUCCAUGGACUGAGGUGUACAGCUUUGUCUUUGAUCGCCUGCGUGGUGUGAAGCAGGACAUGAUCAUUCAGAGGGUGUCUGGGUUGAACUGUGUAGCCAUUUUGGAGCGAACAGUGCGUUUCCUCAUCUAUGCCUCUUAUCGGCUUUGUGGUGAGCCCCUGCGGCUCUACGACCCACGCAUUAAUGACACGCACCUACAGGAGAAUCUGAGCUGGCUGUUGGAUUGCUACACAACUGAAACAGGACCGCAUCCCAACCAGGAAGAGUUCCAGGCUCUUGGUCUGCUGUACAACUUGGGUUCUGCCCGUGCCACACAGCACAUCAUGGAGCUCCCUGAGAGGCUCCGCAGUUCUCCUGCCAUUACACUCGCUCUUUCAAUCAACAGAGCUUAUCUGGAGCGAAACCCUGUAUGUUUGCUCCGAUUGGCUCAGAGAUUGAACUUCCUGCAGAGCUGUGCUCUCCACCGUCACCUGGUGACAUGUCGCAGAGAUCUGCUGCUAGUGUACAGCCACGGACACAGCAGCCGCAACUGUCGCUUUCCUCUUGACAGACUAGCUCAGCUCUUGUCCUUAGACGUGUCACUCACAGCCCAAUUCUGUCAGGCGUACGGUGUGGAGGUUAACCAGGACAACCAAGUGGUUUUCUCCAAGGCUGCUUUCACUGAGCCUGAGCCAGGGAAACUGCACUGCAAACUUUAUCACAACAUAGUGGCUGAAAAACAGAGAGACCUCACUGUUGGGAACAUCAUCCAUGGCUGCGCUUGAUACAAAUAAAAGGAGUAAAUCAGUAAUACACGUAAUGUGACGCUUAAGGCAUUCAUAGGGAAAAUGUCAGUUAGCUGCUGUCACUCCACGGUGCAACUGGCAGGCAUUUAAAGGCUUUUUUUAAGGACACCUAAGCAGUGAAGCUGUUUCGUUCAUCUUCCUGCUCUUUUUAUAAUGUUAUUGGAUUUGAGCCUCUGGGCUCCCAUCUAGGAUGCCCAACCAGUGUGUCAGUAUGUUUUACCAAUUCAGAUUAUAUAUGUUCAACACAAGGGUCAGGGUUAUUGUGGAGCCAAGGGUCUGCUGCGCUCUACCUGAGAGAGACUGAACUACUGAGAGUAAUGUUCCUCUUGGGUCUGGAGGUGCUUCUUUCAUCCUCAUCUCGCACUUGGUGCCUGAAUCACCUUAAAAUGUGAAUUACUUUUAUAUUGUUACUUGUCUGUGGUUAUAUUGAUACUGUUUAAAUGUUAUGUGAAUGCCAUUAUGUUUUUGUGUAGUAUUUCAGAAAAUGUGCUGGAAAAUCGACCGUGCAACAGUGUUUAUUUUUAUCAAUGCAGUACCUCAAAAGCAUUUCAAUAAAUUUUGCUACCUAAAA
Molecule: messenger RNA, 1831 nt
Organism: Morone saxatilis (striped sea-bass)
Lineage: Eukaryota; Metazoa; Chordata; Actinopteri; Moronidae
Gene: sac3d1
Product: SAC3 domain containing 1
Exons: 4
Coding region: 49-1239 (396 amino acids)
Biological process (GO): centrosome duplication; spindle assembly
Cellular component (GO): nucleus; centrosome; spindle
Source: RefSeq, a predicted model, not a curated record